This is a messenger RNA of Sipha flava (yellow sugarcane aphid), 501 nucleotides long. Its product is annotated as tektin-4-like. Gene Ontology annotation, biological process: cilium assembly; cilium movement involved in cell motility. Lineage: Eukaryota; Metazoa; Arthropoda; Insecta; Hemiptera; Aphididae. Bases 1 to 501 code for a protein of 166 amino acids. Gene Ontology annotation, cellular component: microtubule cytoskeleton; nucleus. The record is from RefSeq and is a predicted model, not a curated record. The transcript has 3 exons.
AUGGCGUCCGCCGUUGCGGACAGAUACGCGUUGGGCAGUACCAACAAGAUUGCGGCGAAAGCACGGUACACGGACUAUCGGAUGGCGAUCAUUUCCGAGACGUUGGAGUUGAUUAGCAACGAAAUCGAUGCGCUGAUGGCGAGCAAAACGCGAAUCGAGAGAGCGCAAAAGGCUUUGGCCCUGGUGUUCUCUGUGUGCACCGAAUGCCUGGCGCUUCGAUCGCUCAAAUUGGACAAGGACGUUACGCUGGACAAGGCGCAGGUGGAGCUGGAAAAACAAUUGAUCCAAGAAAUCCGCGCUUUGUUCUGCGACACACUGUGCCAGAUAACAGAAAAAGUUGGACACCUCAAGAGGUUGAAGAAUUUACUCGAAAUCAAUUGGAGCAAUAAGAAAGAGGCGUACGACGUGGACACCGUUAAUUUGACUCUGAACAUUAAAUCGCCGUAUAUUAUGCCUCACACUAAAGCGGUGGGAGAAACGGAGUGGUUUCAUAUGCUCUAA